Messenger RNA from Zychaea mexicana, 656 nucleotides. RefSeq lists its product as uncharacterized. Gene Ontology annotation, molecular function: aldehyde-lyase activity. Lineage: Eukaryota; Fungi; Mucoromycota; Mucoromycetes; Mucorales; Lichtheimiaceae. The transcript is spliced from 4 exons. Gene Ontology annotation, biological process: carbohydrate metabolic process. The record is from RefSeq and is a predicted model, not a curated record. The coding region runs from base 314 to 562 and encodes 82 amino acids.
GAGCAUAAUGGGUUCAGUCACCAAAAUCUGGCCUUCUUUUAUUAGCGCCAAGACCACACGCUCGCUGCUUUGGAUCACUUCAGCCGAAAAAGUCGCCGAACACUGUCGAGCCGGUGUAUCCGUAUGGUCCGAGUAUAGCACAGAUGGCGUUAAUGUUACGGAUUUCAUGGUGCUUGGUCGGACCCAUUCGCAUAGAUUGUCCCAAGACGAAUUCGAGGCUAUUUUCACACUGGGGAAACUCAUCAUUUUCAAUUUCUAUGGAUAGCCUUCGGCCAUCCAGAAUCUUGCUUAUGAUCGUGUCAGUGGCAGACGCAUGUCUGUGCAUGGAUUCAGCGAGGAGGGAACCACCACUACUCCUUUCCGAAUGCUUACGGCGACUGGAUGCUCAAGAUAUGUGCUUGCUAUUGACGCAUUACAUAAAGGUCUGUCGAAUCAUCCGACGGUCAACAUCAAGGCCCGUACAUUGAUUUCAAAUUACCAGCAUGCGAUCCGUCAGCACGAAAAGUACAUUGAAGAAUACGGGACAGAUCUGGAAGAGUUAUCUCAAAACCCUCAUUUCUAAAUGUUUAUAACGAAGCAACAAUAGCAGCGAGUUUAGCUGCGGAUUGGUGUUUUACGUUUGAAAUCAGCAUAUUUUUUUUUCAAGUUUCAAGAAU